Macadamia integrifolia is the source of this 2249-nucleotide messenger RNA. Its product is annotated as putative kinase-like protein TMKL1. Bases 105 to 2096 code for a protein of 663 amino acids. Lineage: Eukaryota; Viridiplantae; Streptophyta; Magnoliopsida; Proteales; Proteaceae. The transcript is spliced from 2 exons. Gene Ontology annotation, biological process: protein phosphorylation. The record is from RefSeq and is a predicted model, not a curated record. Gene Ontology annotation, molecular function: protein kinase activity; ATP binding; receptor serine/threonine kinase binding.
UUUCUCUACUUUCUUCCUCAAAACACACUAAAGCAAAAUCGCACCGCUUUUUUCUUCCUCUUUCAGACCUUCUGCCUAUCCUCUCCUUCUGAUUCCCUUCAUUCAUGGCGUCUCUGCAUUUGUACUCACUCUGCAUUGUCCUCUUCUACUCUCUUCUCUCUACUGCUCUCUUUACUUCCUCUUCGGACGUUUCUCUUGUCUUGGGUAAGAUCAAACCUUCACUUCAGGGUAGUGUGGAGAAUAUAAUGCUCUCUUCGUGGAACUACUCGGUUCCUCUCUGUCAAUGGAGAGGUCUCCACUGGGUUUUCUCUAAUGGGUCUCUUCUUCGAUGCGACGAGGUCUCCUCCCCUCAACGAACUAACAUUUCGCUCUUUAAAGACCCGGGUCUGCAACUCUACUCACUUCAGCUCCCAUCUGCUGGUCUCUCCGGUGAAAUCCCUAGAGAAAUCGUUGAGCUCUCCUCACUGCAGAGUCUAUACCUUGGUGUCAACUCGCUUACAGGUGAUGUCCCUCUAGAGCUCGGCUACAGCCCUUCGCUCUCUGAUGUCGAUUUAAGCAGCAACUCCUUAAAUGGGUCUCUCCCUCCUUCAAUUUGGAAUCUCUGUGAACGACUUGUGUCGCUUCGUCUUCAUGGUAAUAAUCUUUCAGGUCCUCUUCCCGAACCAGAGUUACCCAACUCAACUUGUAGUGAUUUACAGGUCUUGGAUUUGAGUGAGAACAAGUUUUCAGGAGAAUUUCCAGAUUUUGUAACUGGGUUUCAUGGUCUGAAAGAACUCGAUCUCGGGAAUAAUUCCUUUUCAGGUUCGAUUCCGGAGAGCCUAGCAGGACUAAGCCUUGAAAGAUUGAAUCUUUCAUAUAACAACUUCAGUGGGGUUUUGCCGACACUAGGGGAGUCCAAGUUUGGUGCCCAGGUUUUUGAAGGAAACAAUCCUGGACUAUGUGGGCAUCCUCUGGGGAGUUGCAGGGAAAGCUCUGGAAUGAGCUCUGGUGGUAUUGCGGCCCUUGUAAUUGGCCUGAUGACUGGUGCUGUAGUCUUAGCUUCAUUGCUAAUUGGGUAUGUACAGGGGAAGAGGAGGAAGAACAGGGGAGUAAAUGAAAAUGAUUUGGAGGAAGGUGAAGAAGAGGAGACUGGUGAUGGGAAGCUUCUACUAUUCCAGGGCGGAGAGCAUUUGACGUUAGAGGAUGUACUAAAUGCUACUGGUCAGGUGAUGGAGAAAACGAGCUAUGGAACUGUCUAUAAGGCUAAGCUUGCGGAUGGAGGUACCAUUGCUCUGAGGCUGCUCAGAGAAGGUAGUUGCAAGGAUAGAAGCUCUUGCCAACCAGUGAUAAAACAGCUUGGCCGAAUCCGACAUGAAAACUUGGUUCCACUUCGAGCUUUCUAUCAAGGGCAGAGAGGAGAGAAGCUCCUCAUUUACGACUACCUCCCAAACAAGACCCUUCAUGAUCUUUUACACGAAACUAGAGUGGGGAAGCCUAUUUUGAACUGGGCUCGGCGGCACAAAAUUGCGUUGGGUAUAGCCAGAGGUCUUGCUUACCUGCACACAGGCAUGGAGGUGCCCAUAAUCCAUGGGAAUAUGAGAUCAAAAAAUGUCCUAGUAGAUGAAUUCUUCAUGGCAAGGCUGACUGAAUUUGGUCUCGACAAGAUGAUGGUACCUGCUGUAGCUGAUGAAAUAGUGGCAAUCGCCAAGAUCGAUGGAUAUAAAGCCCCAGAUUUACAGAAGAUGAAGAAGUGCAAUCCGAGGACAGAUGUAUAUGCAUAUGGGAUCUUGUUGUUGGAGAUAUUGAUAGGAAAGAAGCCUGGUAAGGAUGCGAGGAGUGGGCAGUUUAUUGACUUGCCAUCCAUGGUGAAGGUGGCAGUGUUGGAGGAGACGACCAUGGAGGUUUUUGAUGUGGAGGUAUUGAAGGGGAUAAGAAGUCCAAUGGAGGAAGGCUUGGUUCAGGCAUUGAAGCUUGCAAUGGGUUGCUGUGCUCCUGUGGCGUCGGUUAGACCUACCAUGGAUGAAGUUGUUAAGCAGUUGGAAGAGAACAGACCCAGGAAUAGAUCUGCAUUGUACAGCCCAACAGAAUCAAGGAGUGAUAUAGGUACCCCUUUUUAAUCUUUUUUCCUCCAAUUGAAAUAUACCCUGAAGCCUCUUUGUUCCCUCUCUGCCUCUAAUUCUAAGUAGGGAAGCUUGGUGAUUCAUUAUGUUUGUGUAUGGAAUUUGUAUUUUUAAGUGAGGUUGGAGUUCUAUAAUCUUUUUAGUUUUUGA